UACAGCCAGGCAGGUCUUGGCGGGGAAGCGGUCGAGUAAACAAUCUUCGGAUCGUCGUGUGGAACAGGCUUUCUGAAUGAAAAUUGCAGUAUCGACAUCUGUAUCGACAUAUAUAUCGAUAUAGGUUUUGCUUCCGUAGCGGUUCAGAGUCGAUCAUCGCAGGGAUUGCAUAAAGAGCGUAAAGGGGUGAAGAGGAAAUAAGCAAGACACGAACAGGGAAGAAGAGGAAAUAAGCAAGACACGAACAGGGAAGAAGAGGAAAUAAGCAAGACACGAACAGGGAAGAAGAGGAAAUAAGCAAGACACGAACAGGGAGGAAGAAAAAUGAUGGAUAACGAGGAGGAAACGACGGUGCUGCAAUGGCCUGAUGUGUUGGUCAUUGUUUCGUAUUUCCUGAUCGUCCUGGCAGUGGGUGUGUGGGCGUCCAGGAGGUCCGAACGCAGCACCACGAGCGGGUACUUUCUCGCUUCGCGGAACAUGUCCUGGGUGCCGGUUGGAGCUUCUAUAUUCGCGAGCAACAUUGGAUCCGGGCAUUUCAUUGGUCUGGCCGGGGCUGGGGCGGCCUCGGGUAUCGCGGUGGGAGGAUACGAGCAGGGAGCAUCCUACCUCCUCGUGGCUCUGGGGUGGGUCUUCGUCCCAGUGUACCUGAGUUCCGGCGUCUACACCAUGCCGGAGUACCUGAAGCAGAGGUUUGGCGGAGAACGAAUAAGUGUCUACAUAUCCUGCCUGUCGCUCGCCCUGGCCGUGUUCACCAAGAUCUCGGCCGACCUAUAUGCCGGGGCGUUGUUCAUGCAGAUGUCCCUGAACAAGAGCUCCGAGGAAUGGCUGUACAUAAGCAUCCUGAUCCUGUUGGGAAUUGCUGCACUUUUCACAAUGGCCGGUGGACUGACGGCCGUGGUGUGGACUGACCUCGUCCAGACGGUGCUUAUGGUUCUUGGGGCCCUAGUCCUCAUGGUCAAAGCCUUCAGCGAAGUGGGCGGCUACGAGGGUCUGGUCGACAGCUACCCUUACGCCACCGCUUCGGAACGAGCUAGGAACCGCCUGAACGAGUCCUGUGGAGAACCGCCGAGUGAUUUCAUGCACCUGCUCAGGACGGUGGAACCCGGGAAGUCCAACUACCCUUGGAUUGGUAUGACCCUGGGAUUGGGCAUCCUCGAGCUCUGGUACUGGUGCAUGGAUCAGGUGAUGGUGCAGAGGACGCUGGCCAGCAAGAACAUCGUGCACGCGAAGGGCGGCUGUCUCCUGGCCGCCUACCUCAAGUUCCUGCCGAUGUUCCUGAUCGUGUUCCCCGGGAUGGCGGCGAGGGUCCUCUAUCCGAACCGGGUGGCCUGCGCGUCCCCCGAGGCCUGCACCCGGAUCUGCGGCAGCGCGAGGGGGUGCUUCAACAUCGCCUACAUCGAGCUGGUGCUGAAUCUCCUGCCCGUUGGCGUCCGAGGGCUGAUGCUGGCGGUGAUGAUGGCGGCGCUGAUGUCCUCCCUCACCUCGGUCUUCAACUCCGCCUCCACCAUCUUCACCAUGGACGUCUGGCUCCACCUGCGUCGGAUGUGCAGGAGGCGCGGGCGGGAGGGAAGUCUGCUCUCGGCGCCUCCGUCAGACGUCGAGCUGGUCGUCGUCGCCAGGAUCUUCGUGACGGCCAUGGUGGGCGUCAGCGUCGUCUGGAUCCCGGUCAUUCGGAACAACGCCACAUCUGAACUCUUCGAUUACAUAAACACCAUCAAUUCUUUCCUGGCGCCUCCCAUCUGCGCAGUGUACCUGUCGGCGCUCUUCUGGAACCGCACGACAGAAGCUGGCGCCUUCUGGGGUCUCAUGUUCGGCCUGGCUGUUGGAGUUUUUCGUUUCGCUCUCGAGUUCACGUACACCCCGCCGCCCUGUGGCUUAGAUGCUGACUACGUGGAACCAGCGAUCAUCACCGCCCUGCUGACGCGCCUUCACUACCUCCAUUUCUGCUGCCUGCUGUUCUUCCUCACGAUCCUGGUCAUCUUCUGUGUGUCCCUUACCACGCCACCUCGGCCAAAAGAUUGCUUGUAUCGCUUAACCUUCUGGAGUCGCCACGACCCCCGCGUCAGAACCAUAGUGAAGGGAGACGACGACCACCUCGGCCAGACCUACCCCGUGGGAACGCAGACCCAGGAGGAACUCGCGGCGGAGGAGAAACCGUGGUGGCAGCGAGUUCUGUGUGGUGCGCCAGCCAAGACCAAGGGAAACACGGGAGCGGCGCCGGUGCUUGGGGAGGAGGAGCAGGCGGAGGAGGCCGUCAAGAUCAUCGCCGAACCUCCAUCCUGGAAACGCAUGCUUGACAUUAAUGCUGUCAUCUGCCUGGCUCUGUGCACUUUCGUCUAUGGUUAUUAUGCUUGAUGACCAAAGCUGGCCUUGUGAACUGCAGUUUCUAAGAAUGGAGAUGAUGCUGAACGAAGUGAAACUAAUAGAGUAUAAUGACUAUAUAAUUAGAACUAGUGCUCGGUUAUUAAGAGAAAAUAAUAGAGGUAGAUUGUUGAGAUAUUUUAUAAAUGUCAUAAAACGGAAAAAAA
Messenger RNA from Penaeus vannamei (Pacific white shrimp), 2528 nucleotides. Its product is annotated as sodium/mannose cotransporter SLC5A10. Gene Ontology annotation, cellular component: plasma membrane. Gene Ontology annotation, molecular function: D-glucose:sodium symporter activity. Gene Ontology annotation, biological process: transmembrane transport. The record is from RefSeq and is a predicted model, not a curated record. NCBI's taxonomy places the organism in Eukaryota, Metazoa, Arthropoda, Malacostraca, Decapoda, Penaeidae.